Molecule: messenger RNA, 4019 nt
Organism: Diuraphis noxia (Russian wheat aphid)
Lineage: Eukaryota; Metazoa; Arthropoda; Insecta; Hemiptera; Aphididae
Product: ribosome biogenesis protein BMS1 homolog
Biological process (GO): ribosome biogenesis; endonucleolytic cleavage of tricistronic rRNA transcript (SSU-rRNA, 5.8S rRNA, LSU-rRNA); maturation of SSU-rRNA from tricistronic rRNA transcript (SSU-rRNA, 5.8S rRNA, LSU-rRNA)
Cellular component (GO): 90S preribosome; nucleus
Molecular function (GO): U3 snoRNA binding; GTPase activity; GTP binding
Source: RefSeq, a predicted model, not a curated record
UGAUGUAGGAAUAGUUAUUUUUUCUUUCUUCACAAACGCAUGCACGCUGUUAUCAGUUGUUGAUAACUGAUAAGUCUAAUCUCACCAAAACAGAAAAACGUGUUUUCAAAAUGUUAGUUAAACACGGUUCAAUCUUCAAUGCUGUCUCAGUGUCUCGCCUGUCUCUUCACUCUUGAAAUGGUUGGAAUCUUUUUUUAUACUCAUAAAUUGUAACUUCGUCACUUCGACGCUCAUUCAGUUUUUGGGUGUCGUUUUCGUUGUACACCUUGAUUGACAAUGGCCGACGAAUUCGAUAACAAAAAAAAAGAACACAGAAAACCGCAUUCUGGCAGAAAAGCUGAAAAAAAAGUCUUAAAGAAAAAAUUGGAUCAAGAUGAAGCUUCUGCCAGAAAAAGGAAUCCGAAAGCAUUUGCUAUUAAUUCUGUUGUUAAUGCUCAAAGACGAUUCAGAAGGGCUCAAGAUUUGGAUACCAAAAAACAACAUAUACCUCUUGUUGACCGUACACCUUUAGAACCUCCACCAAUUAUUGUUGCUGUUGUUGGACCUCCAAAAGUUGGCAAGACAACAUUAAUUAAUGGCAUAAUAAAAAAUUUUACUAGACAACCUCUCACUACAAUUAAUGGUCCUGUUACCAUAGUAUCUGGUAAAAGGCGACGUAUUACAUUAAUUGAAUGCAAUAAUGAUAUAAACAGCAUGAUUGAUUUGGCCAAAGUAGCUGAUCUUGUUCUCCUUAUGAUUGAUGCUUCAUUUGGAUUUGAAAUGGAAAUAUUUGAGUUCCUUAAUAUUUGUCAGGUGCAUGGAAUGCCUAAGAUAAUGGGUGUCUUAUCUCAUCUUGACAUGUUAAAAAAUAACAAAACACUUAAACGUACAAAAAAAUUACUCAAACAUCGUUUUUGGACUGAAGUUUAUGCUGGUGCAAAAUUGUUCUAUUUGUCUGGUGUUCAUAGAGGAGAGUAUGUUCGCAAUGAAGUUAAAAAUUUAGGAAGAUUCAUUUCUGUUAUGAAAUUUAGACCUUUAACUUGGCAAACGUCUCAUUCCUAUGUCCUGGUGGAUCGUAUGGAAGAUCUUACACCGCCAGAAUCAAUUCGCCAGAAUGUUAAAUGCGAUCGUCGAGUUAGUUUAUAUGGAUUUGUUCGAGGCAUUCCAAUGAACAAACAGAGUAGUGUUCAUAUACCAGGUUGUGGAGAUUCUCCUAUAUAUGACAUGUGUUAUCUUCCUGAUCCUUGCCCUCUGCCUGAAAAAUUAAAGAAGAGGAGUUUAGUUGAUAAAGAGCGUCUUGUUUAUGCACCAUUUUCUGGAGUUGGUGGAAUUGUAUAUGACAAAGAUGCCGUAUAUGUUGAACUUGGUGGAAGCCAUUCUCAUAGUAAAAUUAUGAAUAAUACUCAAGAUGAUACUCCUGGUCGAGAAUUAGUAAACAACAUAGUGGAAACUCAAGAUACCUUAGAUCAAAAAAUUGACCGUAGUGAGGUUCAAAUUUUUUCUAACACUGAACCAAUUGUUUCAACUGAUUUCGUAGAAAAUAAUGAUAAUGAUAAUGAUAUGGAAGAAGCAUUGUCUGUAACAAAUGUAACAGAUCCAAAUGAUGGUCGAAAUCGACGUAAAGUCAAAUUUCGUUCUGAUGAUAUGAAAUUUUCAGAUCUUGAUGAAUCUGAUACUGAAGACGACGACGAUGAUGAUAUUGAUAACAAUUCUGAUAUUGAAGAUAGUAAUCCUGUAAGUGAAGAAAAUAAUGAUUCUGAUUCAGAAUGGACAGACUCUGAAGAUGAAACUGAAAACAAAAAAGUUAAAGCUGACAAUUCGCGUUUUUAUGGACAAUCAUUUGGAAAAGAAAAUGAAAUCAGAAAAAAAAUUGCCAAUGAAUUGGCAAAAUUAGACAAAAUCAACCAAGAAUCAAAUAUUAAACCCUGGAAUGAACAAGAACAAGAUUAUUCUGAUGAUAAUAUUGAAUAUGAUGAAGAUUCUGAAACUGAAGAUAAUAGUGAUGAUAUCACUAGUGAUGACGAUAGUGAUAAAGAAGGCAAUAUUACAGCUGAAGAAAGUGAUGAAAAUGAGGUAGAUAAUGAAGAUUCAAAGGUCAGUUUAGUAGACAAAUCAUCUAAAAACAACUUUCAAGAAACAGAAGGAGAUUCAUCGUUAAAUUGGAAAAAAAAUUUAUCACAAAAAGCAGCUAAUGCAUAUUAUGAACGACAAAAUUCGGUUGCUAAUCUAUGGAAAUUAGUUUAUGGUGAUGAAGUUAAUGAACAAAAAAAUGAUGAUAAGCUUAAUGAUGAUGAAGAUGAAUUAGGUGGUCUCUUUCGAAUGUCUUCUAUGAAGAAUAUUAAAAAACAAAAGGAAAAAGAAGACAUGAAUAUAGAGGAUGUAUCCAAAUUUAAUGUUGAUCAUCAUCAUGACUGGAGUUUAUCAGAGGUUUGUGGUAGUAUAAAAGACAUGUUUGUAACUGGUAAAUGGAGUCGUGAUGAAGAUGCUACAGCACUCCUUGAAGAUGAUAAUGAAGAAUUAUAUGGAGAUUUUGAAGAUUUAGAAACUGGAGAGAAAGUAGAGGGCCAAGAUUUUGAUUCUGAUAAAGAUAGUGUUAUUGAAAAACCCAAUAAGCCAUUAACUGAAGAUGAAUUGAUUGAAAAAAAGAAAAAAUUAAAAGAGCAGUUUGAUGAAAACUAUGACGAUAAAGAAGGAGGUCCAAGUACAUAUUAUGAUGAAUUAAAGGAAGAAGCUUCUAAACAAGCACAACUUAACAAAAGCCAGUUUGAAGGAAUGGACGAUGAAAUUCGUGUACAACUAGAAGGUUAUAGAUCUGGAAUGUAUGUUCGAGUAGAAUUAGAUGCAAUGCCGUGUGAAUUAGUUAGCAAUUUCGAUCCAUCUUACCCAUUAAUUAUAGGAGGAUUACAAAGUGGAGAAGAAAAUAUUGGAUUUUUGAAAGUACGAAUUAAGAAACAUAGAUGGUAUAAUAAAAUACUCAAAAACCGAGAUCCUGUUAUCAUAUCAAUGGGUUGGAGAAGAUUUCAGACAUUACCAAUAUUUUCUAAACAAGAAGAUAACAUGAGACAUAGAAUGCUUAAAUACACACCUGAACAUGUCAUGUGCAUGGCCCACUUUUGGGGUCCAAUGACCAAACCUGGUACAGGGUUUUUAACUGUUCAAAAUGUUUCUACCCAACAGGUUGGUUUCAGGAUAACAGCUACCGGGACAGUUGUUGAUACAGACCAAUCAACCCAAAUUACUAAAAAGUUGAAAUUGACUGGCACUCCUUUAAAAAUUUACAAACGAACAGCAUUUAUUAAAGACAUGUUUAAUUCUACUUUGGAGGUUACCAAAUUUGAAGGAGCUCGUAUUAAGACUGUUUCUGGUGUUAGGGGUCAGAUUAAAAAAGCUUGCCCAAAACCAGAAGGUUCAUUCAGAGCAACUUUUGAAGACAAAAUUAAAAUUAGUGAUAUUGUAUUUUGCCGUACAUGGUACAACGUUGAAGUUCCAAAACUUUAUAAUCCAGUUACGUCGUUGCUGUUACCUUUGAACGAAAAAAAUUCUUGGCGUGGUAUGAAGACUACAGGACAACUAAAAAGAGAACAAGGCAUUAAAGGACUUCCAGAAAAUGAUUCUUUGUAUACUCCAAUACAUAGAAGUAUGAAACAUUUCAAGCCUCUCAAAUUGUCCAAGAGCUUGCAAGCUCAGUUACCAUACGUAGACAAACCCAAGACGUUGGCUACAGCUAAAUUAGACUUGAAAAAACAACGUGUGGCUGUGGUUAGAGAUGGUCAUGAAGAGCAAGUUGCUUCUUUAAUGAAGAUGAUUCGCACCACUUAUAAGGAGAAGAAACGAAAAGAUAGAAAAGACAUGAGAGUGAGAGUUAGACAACAUAAGAAGGAUAUUCAAACAGAAGUAAGAGCUAAAUAUAAGAGAGAUCAACAAAAGAAAAAAGCUGUUAUGAGAAAACGUUCUAAAAUGUCGUCUACUAAAUAAUUUAUAUUUAGUCCAUUGUUUACAAUUUUUAAGUCGAUAUUUUAAAUCUUUUAAUUUUAUUUAAA